This is a messenger RNA of Chlorella variabilis, 738 nucleotides long. RefSeq lists its product as hypothetical. The record is from RefSeq and is a predicted model, not a curated record. The transcript is spliced from 7 exons. Gene Ontology annotation, molecular function: protein-arginine deiminase activity; agmatine deiminase activity. Bases 1 to 738 code for a protein of 245 amino acids. Gene Ontology annotation, biological process: putrescine biosynthetic process. NCBI's taxonomy places the organism in Eukaryota, Viridiplantae, Chlorophyta, Trebouxiophyceae, Chlorellales, Chlorellaceae.
AUGCCCGAGGAGGACUGGGCUGUGGACUAUGAAGCUGGCCGGAAGCUGAUCGAGGCCACGGGGUCCCGCGUGUUUGAGGCCCCCAUCCACAUCGAGGGCGGCUCCAUCCACUCGGACGGCGAGGGCACCCUGGUGGUGACCGAGGAGUGCCUGCUGCACCCGUCGCGCAACCCGCACUACGGCAAGGCGGGCAUCGAGGCGGUGCUCAAGGAGUACCUGGGCCUGGAGAAGAUCAUCUGGCUGUGGAAGGGCGUGGCGGGAGACGACUCGGUGGUCAACGGUCACGUGGACAACUUCUGCUGCUUCAUCGCCCCGGGCGUGGUGGCGCUGGCCUGGCCCAACGACGAGAACGACUUCAACGACCCUCAGUGGGAGAUCUCCAUCGAUGCCUACGAGCGCCUGUCCAACACCACCGACGCCAAGGGCCGCAAGCUGACCAUCGUCAAGGUGCCCUGCCCCCCCGCCAUCUUCCGCACCUACAAGGAAGCCGGCGGCCUGCUGGCCGACCACUACGACAAGGGCUACACGCCCCGCAUCCCCGGCGAGCGCCUGUCCGCCUCCUACAUCAACCACUACAAGGCCAACGGCGGCGCCGUGCUGUCCAAGGUGUGUGCCUGUGUGCAUGCACGCAUGUACCUGGACCCCAACUGCAAGACCGUGAAUGUCGAGUCGCGCGAGGUGCUGCUCAACGCCGGCAACGUGCACUGCAUCACCCAGCAGCAGCCCGCGGAGUGGUGA